AUGAACAUCAAGGUUGGGAACGUUUCUUAUACGAGAGCCAUCAUCUCCUGGUCGUCCUCGGAGACCUGCCUGGAGGACUAUUACCAUGUUAUGUAUAGACCCAAUUGGAACAGCAUCUUCUCUGGCUAUCUUCGCUACAGCUUCCACCACGAGGAGAAGGUGCCUCGCACGAUCAGCACAGUAGCGCUCGAACAUCUGGCUCCUUCCACUCUCUACAUCCUGUGCAUCAGCUGCAAGAAGGCCGCCUUCCCCUACAGGCACGACUGCACCAUGUUCCACACCCUGGAUAAGAGACCACUGGCUUCUGGAAGCUCCCUGGUGGACCCCCAGAUCUCGCUUUGGGUGCUGAUGGCCAUUCUGCUGGCCUGUUUCACAGCUGUCUUGGCCUUCAUCUGUCUCCAGUUCUGGUGUAUUCGCUGCCACGAGCCUCGCUGGUCUUACAGAGCUGGCCUCAUGGAGGAAGCCAAUGGGCUGGUGAGAUGGCCGGAAGAAACAGCAGCCAUUGGCCAGAGGGAAGAAGACCUGCAGGGGCUCCCCCUCGUGGAACUGCCACGCAAGAACUCGGCAGCAGCCGCUGAGCCGGAAGCAGAAGCUGCACACGAUGCCGCAGAGGGCAUGGGUGCCUUCCCCAGGCAGGGCGCCCACCAGCCUGCCAGGCUGCCUCAGUUUGUGGAGUGA
This is a messenger RNA of Elephantulus edwardii (Cape elephant shrew), 678 nucleotides long. It is a transcript of the gene FNDC9, whose product is annotated as fibronectin type III domain containing 9. Gene Ontology annotation, molecular function: protein binding. Bases 1 to 678 code for a protein of 225 amino acids. The transcript has a single exon. Lineage: Eukaryota; Metazoa; Chordata; Mammalia; Macroscelidea; Macroscelididae. The record is from RefSeq and is a predicted model, not a curated record.